UAUUUAAGCUCGACCUUACAGUUUGUAAUAGGAGAAUAUCUUUUAUCUCGUCCAUGAAUUUGCUUGAUAUGAUAAACCAGCUGGAGAACAAUGAAUUAAGAAUAUGUAUUUUCACGAACCUAUUCAUCAAGAACAAUAAUUGUUGCUUUAACAAAAAUGUCAAGCACGUGGUACACAAAUCUUUAUCGUCAAGAGCAAGAAGCAUUUGUUUCUAAUCAUGGUGGAACAACAGCCAGAGAAGUUGUGCAUGCGAUUAUACCAAAUGUAUGUAGCACUCUUCUGGCUACUACUACGGUAGGACUUAUAAGGAAUUUCACUCAUAAGAAUAUUAGAGUGAUAAUUGAAUUUGCAAUACUUAUAAUCCCAUGUAUUUUAUGCUGCACCGUAUUGUCGGAAUACAUCGUCACUGUAUGCUGUGCCAUGCUAUCGAUAUCUAUUAUUAAUAUCUUAGUGCUAGGACUUAACGCAAAGUCAUCGAACAGCAAUAGUAGGCCUAGUCAGGUUAGAAAGCCAUUUAUCACAAAUUUCAGAGCAUUGACCAACAUUAUAACAGCGAUAUGUAUACUAGCUAUAGACUUUCGUAUCUUCCCUCGUAAGUUUGCCAAGACUGAAGUGUUCGGAUACAGUUUAAUGGACACGGGUGUAGGACUGUUUGUAUUAACGAAUGCCUUGGUGGCACCGGAAUCCAAAGAUUUUGUCCCGAAGCAGAGAGUAGGAUUCAUUCGUACGUUAUCGAGUAACAUUAAGCAAUCGGUGAAGAGUUGUAUUCCCCUUUUGAUACUAGGUUUCGGUCGUUCCAUUGCCAUAGAAGUUAUCGGGUACCAAAAGCACGUCACAGAGUACGGUAUCCACUGGAACUUCUUCAUAACGUUAGCUUUCGUUAAACUGUUCACCAGCUCCAUAACCAGUACCAUUAGCUCCAAAUACUCCCUAUUAUCAGGCAUCUGGAUUUUAACGAUGCACGAAUACAUCUUGAGUACCAAAGGGUUGAAAGAGUGGGUGUUAAGCAACAAACCAAGGGACGACUUCGUGUCCGCGAACAGAGAGGGAAUGGUCUCUGUGCCCGGAUACGUGGGGCUCUAUUUGAUAGGCGUGGCUGUCGGCAGAUUAAUACAUUCCACGUACUAUAACUCGAGCAUACAAGAUUGGAUGGAGUACAAACCAAGAACGUUCCAUAUGAAAUUAUUCGGUUACGGUAUCGACGCCAGCUACAACGAGUCGAUGAUACUGUGCAUCAAAUUGUCUUUGGUAGCGGCACAGACCUGUGCGGCCACCUUGUUUUGCGAUUCCUAUUUCAAGGUGUCCAGACGUCUAGCGAACGCUGGCUAUUGUAUGUGGAUACUCACCUUGGGCGUUAUGUUGCUUACGCUGCUGUUACUGGUGGAGAUAAUCAGCGACAUUUUAAUUCGUGCAACAAUGGAUCCCGAUAGUACGGACAGAAAGCCGAGAACGCACAAGGCGGACCUAAGAAACAAGCGAGAACGCGUGGCCGACGAGUCCGAGAAAAAUGUAGUCGCGAUCGAGAUACUGGAAGCCAUAAACUACAACGGCCUGUUCUUUUUCUUAUUGUCAAACUUGAUGACCGGCGGCGUUAACAUGCUAGUGCCCACGUUGUAUGUAAGUCAGGCCAGAGCCAUACAAAUACUUGUCGCUUACAUGGCCGUGAACGUAUUGUCGACGUUAUACCUGUACAGAAAGCAGAUACAGAUCAAGCUGUAAUCCUUUCGUAUCAUUUUUUUUACGCGCCAAGGAAUUUGCACGUCCGCAGGCGAAGUAUACUUAACGGAACGGACGUAUCUCGCGCCACUGGAAACAUCUCACCGCAUUGUAUGCCGUAUUUGUUUCGUGUUUGUUUCUUUUUUAAUCAAAAUAAGUAUGUACAUAUGUCGGUAUAAAAGUAAGUAAAGAGUAACUUAAUUGGUAA
Megalopta genalis is the source of this 1924-nucleotide messenger RNA. The record is from RefSeq and is a predicted model, not a curated record. NCBI's taxonomy places the organism in Eukaryota, Metazoa, Arthropoda, Insecta, Hymenoptera, Halictidae.